Molecule: messenger RNA, 6845 nt
Organism: Spodoptera littoralis (African cotton leafworm)
Lineage: Eukaryota; Metazoa; Arthropoda; Insecta; Lepidoptera; Noctuidae
Source: the annotation of a GenBank genome assembly
GCCGUGCUUACGUACAACUCAGAUAAGAUACACUUCCACCCACUCAAAUAACGUUGUUUCCCUAAAUUACACGAUUUUAAUAAACAUUUAACCAUUUAAUUGUGAGUUUUAAUUAAUUCAAAAUAAAGUUCAAUAUAUUUGUGAAGGAUGUGAAAGUUCUUGUGGCAAUAGGGAAGUGAAUUAAAGUCAUAUGUUGUCUUCGUGUUAAAAUGGAGGAACUUCUCCAGGACAUUUAUAAGGAAGCAUCUGGAGUGAAGUUUACAGGUCUUAGGAAAUCAUGUCAGGAUGCCCUAGAAUUACUAUGCAUGCAAGAGAACAACGUGCGUCGUGCGUCGUACGAGCUUCGGCGAGCGUGCCUCCUGCCGCUGCAGACGGCGCUGGAGACCAAGCGUCCGCGCCUCGUAACGUACGCCCUGCAGGGGUUCCAUAAAAUACUCCGAGAUGACAGAUUUCACCGAGGAAUUGAGCCGGAAGAUGACUCCCUGUGGAUGCCUUCACAACUUCUCUGCGCUACCGCAUCUGUCAUGUAUCAGUUGCCAGAUACGCAGGAUAAAGCGUAUGCUAUUGGUUGUGUACAGGUACAAAUCUUCCGCAUGUACUUGUCCCUGGCCCUGUCCCCGCGACGUACUCUGAACGGUCGCCUGUGCGUGUGGGCGUGCGGGCGGUGCGGGGAGGCGGCGGCCGCGCCCGCGCACGUGGCGGCCGCCGCGCGCGCCGCCGCCGCGCAGGCAUUGAGGGCAUACUGCGCACAACUAGAUGAAGAGUGCCAAGAACUGCUCUCAGAGGGAUCUCCACUGGGCAGGAACCACAUCGUGGCCGUGGGAUGCUACAGUGAAGUGAUUCCUGUCAUACAGUACCUAUGCAGCCGGCUAUCUGAAACUCAACUGUCUCCCAAACAGAAUCCUCUAGCACUAUUCUUCUUAGACUGCCUAUUGACUCUGAUGUCAAGUCUAUCGGAGCGAGUGAGCGGCAACUCCCACUUCACAACGUUCCUCUGGCAGAAGUUCUGUCCGGCUCUCAUCUCCUUUCUCGGAACUCCUCGCGUGGACAAGAAUAUUAAGUCAAGAGAACAUGAAGGGCAUUUGGUGGAUGACUCCGGUCGAGGAUCUGGCGCCUUGAACUCCGCACCCAGCUUUAACAGCAAACAGGCUAAAGCUAUUUACAGUAUUGCCAACCAGCUGGUGCGCCUAGUAGGGUCCACCUCAAACCUCCGCCCAGUGUUAGAGGCUCUCUACCACCGAAUGCUCCUGUACCCUCCAGUCUCCCACCGAGUGGAACCUCUGCGGAGUACCAGGGAAAUGCUGCAGAACCCCAAGAGGCUGUGCCAGUUGAUCCUGCUAAAGAAAGUAGACCACCAUGAGAGGCACAGUGAUGAUAUGGCGAUUAUAAGAUUAAUAAUGGACGGCAUAGAAGAAUGCGGUAGAAGUGGAAAUCCAGACGUAGUGGCUGCGGCAGUGGAAUGCGUAGUAUCGUUACUGGAUGCACUAGAGAAGCUGUGCUCUGGAACCACUGAGUAUAUUACUCCAGAGAUAGCCACCCUCAUACUGAGCCACUGGCAGAAACUACAGGACGCUGACUAUACUGGACCUUUGACUUAUCAGACGUUGGCUAGAUUGCCAAGCCCGUAUAGAGAUGUGGUGGCAGUGUUACAAAGUACUGAAUCAAAGGAACAUGAUUCAUCAGACACCUCAGGCCCCGAGAACAUAAGCUCCGGCAGUGAGGGCGAGGCAGACUCUGACGCGGACAACGUGUUCCUGCCAGCUCGAGCCAGUCUGCCCACAGGAGAUACUAGCACACACGCACAGAUUAAACCUAAAGCUGUGCCUAAGACAUUGAACCUUGGCAGAUGCACCAUAACAGAAUGUAACGUGGACUUGGAGAGGCACAACGCGCGACAGUUCAUCAAAACGCUACAGAACUCACUUCUGCCGAAACUGCUGAAUCUCCGCACUUGUAUCGAGGUGGACGAAGCAAUGCAAGAGUUUGCAUCAAAGUGUUGCCAGCACAAUGCCGCCCAGCCCCCCGCGACGGCGUGCAUCAUGAACGCGGACGGAGUCUACCUCGCCACAUACGCCGCGCUACUGCUCACUCUCAAACAACGGAGGACUAAUUACUAUAACCAACCCAGUAAAGUGCAAGUAUCUCUAACGGAAGAUGAGUUUGUAGAAGAAGUACAAGGCAGUGGUGUCCUUGUAUACUUGUCGGCGACGUGGCUAAGGGAACUCUACCAACAAGUGCUUGCUACUGAUCUACUGCAGGAUGUGCCUACUAGUGAUCAUCCAUUACUGCACUUAUUAUCAGAUCUCGGUGGCUUGGACCAAAGCCCAGUGAUGUCAGACUGGCAGAAACUGAAGGAGGUCUCGUGUUUCACCAACAACACGGUCGAGUCUCCACAACAUGACGCUAGCUUGCGAUGGGCGAGAAGAAUUUUAACAUGUAUUUGGGACUCCAUGGUGACAGUAUUAAGUGUACCUCUAACCGGAUAUGGGAACAAGAAGCAGAAACUGCAUGGCAUGAUAUCAAAGAAAAUUAACACAUUCGGGAAGAGAAAGCGAAUAGCUUGGGAGGGGCUGACGAUACAGUGUCUUGAAGGACUGCAUAAGGCCGCCAGAAUAAGUAAUACUCUGAGCCUACAAAAUCGAUGCAGCAGUAUACUGGCUCUAUUGGCAAACUCUGCCAUCUCACAGCCUCCAAACGGGAAGAUAUUGUCCACACACGCUCUGUCCUUGGAUAUACUCAUUACAGGUGGUCUAGAACUGGGAUCCAAAGCCCCAGAAUGUUGGGAGCAUAUAUUCGCAGCGUGUCAAUACGUGUCCAGCUUCGAACACUCUUUGUUCGGACAUCAAGGAAACAAUGCUACCCCUAUAGUCACCAUGCAGACUGGUAGAAAUAAAACCGUAUCUAUACUACAAGCUGAUGCUAAACUGGGGUUGGAUGGCAAAGAUGAUGAAACUUGUGUGGAUGUGUUCAAUUUCUUGCAACCAGUGUUAGAAAGCAACGUAAACAACGACAUGUCGGUUGCGAAAAUUGUUGAAGCGUGCAGACAAGAGACCGUAGCUACCGUACCGUACAGGUACCGUAGUCGAAAAUUGUCUGAGGGGUCAGUUAUUAUGUGUAAAGAUCCCUUAACGGCACCACCCUAUGGAGACCGACGUGUCUCCUUAGUCGUAACUACGGUCUUAACAAAAGCGGUCGUGGUCAUGUCGACCGUCCCUCACAGUUCUACAGACUUUGUAAGAGGCCUGCGCCUCGUCGUAAAACACACACGAUUUCUUUUGCCCUCGACUUUUCCUUAUACUACCAGCCUCGAUGGAACCAUCGAGUCGUCUUUUGGGGGUGGCAACGUGAUAAGUGGAGCGAGCGCGGCCCGUGUAUGCUGCGCACUGGGCGGCGCGGCGGACGCGCUGUACUCGCGCCUGGCCGCCACCACCACGCUGCCCGCACUGCGCGCCGCGCUGCAGAGACUCGUGGCGCACCAUCACCGACUGUUAUUUUGCUCGUGGGAAUCAGACGUGGCUAACAAUAACGUGUGGUGGUGGCGUCGGGGGCCGGGUACUAGCGGUGGUAAGGGCGCGGGGGCAGGUGGUGCGGGGGGCGAGGCGGCGCGGGCUCUAUGCCGCGCGGGGGACGUGGCGCUGCGCUGUCUCAGGGCGGCCCGCCCACUCGCGCACCGCAUGGCGAUAUGGACCGUUGUAGGACCACAUUUUAUGCAGGCGGCCUGCCACAAAGACAUCCAGAUUGCGAGCUUAGCAAUUCAGUGUCUGCACGACUGUGCCACUGCACUCCUAAACCAGCAAGUAGAACUACCACAUUUCCACUUCAACGAGGCAUUGCUGAAACCUUUCGAGAACCUUCUCUGCUUGGAGCUGUGUGAUGAUGAUAUCCAGGAACAAAUCAUAUCCUGCAUCUGCGAAUUCGUGGAGACCAACAGAAUGGAAAUAAGAUCUGGUUGGCGGCCUCUAUUCAAUACUCUACGAGCGGCUAACAACUCUAACCAAUACUCCGCAAUUUUGGAAAUAUUCAAAGUAUUCCUCAGCACAGACAACACGCUUGUGUUCGCGAAUGCCGCUCUAGACUGCAUACUGUGCCUUCUAAGUCAUAUCAAAGGGCUGCACUACGAAGAAGUGCAAGCCACCGAAGUAAAACCAAAGAAAGUGACCACACCCACCCAAACUAAACCUAGUCUUAGCCUAAAAUUCUCAAAGAAUAGCAAAUUCAUUCCCCUCAGUGAAGAGAAAUCUGAGAAAGUGAUCGUAGACAUGUGCCGGGAGGCAUUAUAUCACUUGGAAAGUUGCGCUGAUAUUCUAACAAUGAUGUACAAUAUGCCAAAAUGUCCGAUAUUCAACACCGGUAAUAGGAUCAAAGGGGACAUGCCACUAUGUGUUGUAGACCCCAUAAUACCCAGCGCGUCUCUUGAUAUCACUAAGUUCAUUUCUAAUGAACAUUACGAAGAAGAUCUCAUUUCAUAUCGAAAAUUAUCCACAAGUCUUCCACCUUCGAAUACGACCAAUAACUGUCUUUUGAAACUCGAUAAGCCGAGCAACAUACUGAAAGUAUGGUACGUCCUCAUCGAAGGCUUGAUCUCGGCUACAGUCGUUUGUUCUAAGAAGAAUCAACCUGCUGCUAUGGAGACAUUGUUUAAGUUACUAAGGAACACGGUAGAAGUUCCCGGAACACAUUUUGGCUUGCACUGCAUAAACCAUCUUCUUUUACCCACAGUUCAGAACUGGCUCCGGCAAAUAGCAAAUGUGAAUACUCAUUGGGACAGUGUGAUGCCAAACUUUAAACAGUGUUGCGGCAUGACCACUGAUACUAUUGUCGUAUACUUGCAUCAUCUGCAGCAAAUAAAUGUAGAGAGGUCGACAGUCGACGAAAAGAAUGAACCAGUAGAGAUUGAGCCAAUUGAGAGCGUAGAAGCAACGUUUGCCUUGAAACAAGUAAUGCUUAUUUUGGUAGAAUGUAUCGCUCAACCUCAGGAACCAAUCGCGAGGUUAGGCGCUUCGUGUAUAAGACAUAUAAUUUUAACGUCUGGUCAUUUACUGACAGACAAUCAAUGGGAAAUUGUCUGUACCAGUCUGCACAGAGCUUGUAACGUUAGUUUAACUCCACUUAAACAACUAACUUAUGCCUUCAAAGAAAACUCGAAUAGUUUUUAUGGAGAUUUAGCCAUGGUAAAAGUAGCUGCGCGAAGAGAUUGUUCAGUAAACGAUAACGUGAGACUGCACGCAAUGGCGCAACAAGUGUUCCUAACUGAACAACUGAAAGGUGACGGACACGUCAAAAUAACUCCAAAGAAUUCCUCGCAGAACCUAAUGCUAAUUGAUGAUCGGAGUUACAUAUUCCUGAUCUAUCUCCAAGAGUCCAUUAAUUCUUUGAAUCCAGACCUGUAUACAGUUAGAAUACCUCAUAGAGGACUGGUGGUGGGAUUGUUGGCCCAUCAGAUUCUGGUUCAGAUAAUUGCUACGGUUCUGAUUCAAGCGUCAUCAGAUGUCUUCCAAGGAAUCAACAGUAUCUUGAUAGAUAGUCUCAAAACCGGUUCGAAUGUAUGCAACUACAAAUUCUUCUUGAACAGUGACAACAUAGGUUUGUUGUUGCGAAGUUUGGAGUUAUCAUUUACGAGAGCCAUGCAAUUUGACUCGAGGCCAGGAUUGAAGUUUCUCGUACAAAAAGUGUCUAAUUUGGAUCACGCUGCCAACUUGUAUAAGCAAACUACUUCUUCAUGGCUGAUAAAAAUAAUUGCGUUAACUGAGAUAUUCUUCAAUGGCGUUCAUAAAUUUAAACUGAAGUCAACAGAUUUAUCGAUAAUAUUGCAUAAUUACACGACGUCUUUAAAUUUGACCAUGGAAUAUGAUCAGUUUGUCACAAAGAUAUUCGAUCUGAAGCAUACAUGGGAGCUAUUGUGUCACAAUUAUGUGAAGCACCUGAUAAGUGUUUCAGAUUUUGAUAACAACGAUAUAAAAGAGAGAAUGUCUUGCAGUUCGGUAGAAAGUGACAACUCUUCGAAUCAUUACGAUCAGUACUACGCUCAGGAUCCAAAUGACAAUACUGACGAGCCGGUGAUAAAUAAAGAACAAAACUCACCAGAGAAAAUAAUUGAAAAGCCAAAGCCGUUCACGUUUGCUGAUUUCAAAGCAAACAGUCAAGGAUCUAUCACUGUAGAGAUACACACAGAAAAUAUACCAUCGAAUAAGAAGAUAAAAGAAGACACAAUUGCUAAUGAAAGUAAUAUAGAUAGCGACCAGCAUUCGACUGCGAGCAGCGAAGCUAAUGACGAUAAACACACAAAUGGUCACAUGCCACAAGAAAUUGAGAUACACAAGGAGACUCCUAUAAAAGAAAAGAAAGGCAGUAUACCAGAUAUUAUAGAGAACCACAGUAUAGAUAAUACACGGAAACUAAACCUUUCUAUUUGCGACACGGUGUCGUAUGAGAAGGUGAAGGUGGCUGAACCAAUACUGCCACCGCAACCGGUGCCGCCUGAAAUUGAACAACAACGAGCUUUGAGUAUUAGCAAGGACACUGAAGUGCAACGAAACUGCUUCCAAAACAUUUUAAUGGCAUAUCUCGAAUUGGUCUUGACGUUUUCCCUGGAAAGAUUCCAACUGAUCCACCCAGUACUGCAAAGUGGAUUCGUGCAACUCGCCAAAACUGUCACCGACCCACAACUACUCGAUAGAAUCAAUAUAUUUUUCGAUAAAAAAGACUUAUCUGAACUUAACUAUAAGUGAUCAAUUAAUUGUGAUAUAUAAAAUUCACACUAUGAUUAUUAUAUUCCUCGAUUGUUCGGUGUUAUGUGAAAAUAAAGUCAUAUUAUAAUGUGAUCAUUAUUUAUUUGUGUUAUCCCA